This is a messenger RNA of Hevea brasiliensis (rubber tree), 2950 nucleotides long. RefSeq names its product receptor-like protein kinase ANXUR1. The record is from RefSeq and is a predicted model, not a curated record. Gene Ontology annotation, biological process: protein phosphorylation. The transcript has a single exon. NCBI's taxonomy places the organism in Eukaryota, Viridiplantae, Streptophyta, Magnoliopsida, Malpighiales, Euphorbiaceae. Gene Ontology annotation, molecular function: protein kinase activity; ATP binding. Bases 172 to 2748 code for a protein of 858 amino acids.
GCUAAUCCCAUUGAAACGGAGUUUAAUUUUAAUCUAUAGAGAGAAUAUCCUGGAACCAGAAGAUAUAUACAUAUAUAUAUUUUUUCCUGUUGCAGGAAAACAUUCUUUCUCAUUUUUUUCUGGAUUCUCUGUUUUCCUGCAAUCUGCUCUUUUCCUUUUGUCAUCUUAGUUAUGAACUGCAAUGCCUGCAUCUUUUUUCUUCUUGUUUUCUUUUUUUUCACCUUGAAUUCAAUCACAGUUGCAAGCAAAGGCUCCGCAUCAGAAUCGGAGUCUUAUAUCCUUGCAUGUGGCGCAUCAAGUGAAGGCACCGAUAGUGAUGGCAGGAAAUGGGAACCUGAUACAAAAUAUGUGAAUUCUUCUGGUAAGUCGAUAACGGCAACAGCCGAUAGUCAAGACUCUUCAUUACCAUCCACAGUCCCGUACAUGACAGCAAGAAUUUUCACAUCUGCAUCCACAUAUAAGUUAUCUGUUCCUAGAAAGAGUCGUCUCUGGGUCAGGCUGUAUUUCUAUCCAUCAACUUAUAGCUCUCUCAAUGCCAAUACUUCCUAUUUCGCUGUUACUGCAAAUGAAUUGCAACUUCUCAAGAAUUUCAGCGCUUCAAUUACGGCCCAGGCUCUCACAAUGGCCUAUAUCAUUAAAGAAUUCUCUUUGACCCCAGUUGAAUCUGGCAACCUCGAUCUCACAUUCACACCCUCUCCAGAUUAUGAUGAUUCAUACGCUUUUGUCAAUGGCAUUGAAAUAAUUCCCAUGCCGGAUAUAUACAACUCUGCGGUGGUGGUUGGUUUCACCGACCAAAUGCUUGAUCUUACCAACUCUUCCUUGCAAACAAUGUUCAGGCUAAACGUUGGUGGACAAUUCAUUCCUGCAUCCAAUGACUCUGGCCUCACAAGAACAUGGUAUGAUGAUACACCCUAUCUGUUUGGCGCAGCUGUUGGUGUCACCGACCAAGCUAACACCACUAUUAAAUAUCCUACCCCAAAUGUUCCCAAGUCUAUUGCCCCGUUAGAUGUUUAUAGUACAGCGAGAACAAUGGGGCCAGAUCCGAAGGUGAAUGCCAAUUAUAAUCUCACUUGGGUAUUUUAUGUUGAUGCCAAUUUUACCUACGUUGUAAGGUUCCAUUUCUGUGAGUUUCAGCUGAGCAGAAGCAACCAGAGACCAUUUAAUAUUUAUAUAAACAACCAAACAGCACAAAAUGGUGCAGAUGUGAUCAGCUGGACAGGGUCUAAAGGAGUGCCAUUCUAUAAGGAUUAUUCUAUAAUGGUUUCUGAUCAGAUUGGUGACGAUCAAUUAUGGGUGGCAUUGCAUCCUACUGUAGAAUUGAAGCCUGAAUACUACGACGCUAUUUUGAAUGGAUUGGAGAUUUUCAAGCUUAAUGACCAAAAUGGUAAUUUGGCUGGCCCGAAUCCUGUUCCAUCGGUAUUGAAGCUCGAGGCAGAAGCAAAGAAGGAAUUUUCUUCAUCGGGAUCCAGCAAGAGUACGAUAAUCGGUGGCAUUGCUGGUGGGGCUGCUGGAUUAGCAGUAGCUGCUAUUAUCUCCAUUUUUGUCCUCAGAAAGAAGAGGGGUCUCAGUGGAAGUAAGUCUGGGAGUCAUAACUGGUUGCCACUAUACGGAAAUUCCCACACGUCUGCGAGCAAAUCUACAAUCUCAGGAAAAAGCAAUGCUAGUAGCCACCUUUCGAGUCUUGCACAAGGUCUAUGUCGCCAUUUUUCAUUGCCAGAGAUCAAACACGCAACCAAGAACUUUGACGAGUCUAAUGUUAUUGGGGUUGGAGGAUUUGGGAAGGUUUACAAAGGCAUUAUUGACCAAGGGACAAAAGUUGCUAUUAAGAGAUCAAACCCGUCUUCAGAACAAGGAGUUAAUGAGUUCCAGACAGAAAUUGAGAUGCUGUCAAAGCUGAGACACAAGCAUUUAGUGUCCUUGAUUGGAUUUUGUGAAGAAGAUGGUGAGAUGGCUCUUGUUUAUGAUUACAUGGCAAAUGGUACUCUCAGGGAACACAUCUACAAGGGCAACAAGCCUACCUCUUCGUUGUCCUGGAAGCAAAGAUUGGAGAUAUGUAUUGGUGCUGCAAGGGGACUUCAUUAUCUUCAUACUGGCGCCAGAUACACGAUCAUUCACAGGGACGUGAAGACAACAAACAUUCUCUUGGAUGAGAAGUGGGUGGCAAAAGUUUCUGAUUUCGGUCUGUCAAAAACAGGUCCUAAUCUCAACCAAAGUCAUGUCAGUACAGUGGUAAAGGGUAGCUUUGGAUACUUAGAUCCUGAGUACUUCAAAAGGCAACAGUUGACAGAAAAAUCCGAUGUGUACUCUUUUGGGGUAGUCCUAUUUGAAGUAUUAUGUGCAAGGCCAGCCCUCAAUCCUAACUUGUCUAAAGAACAAGUCAGUCUUGCAGAUUGGGCUCUACAUUGCCAAAAGAAGGGAAUCAUUGAGGAUAUUAUUGAUCCGCAUAUAAAGGCUGAGAUAAAACCUGAGUGCCUCAAGAAGUUUGCGGAGACAGCUGAGAAGUGCCUGUCUGAUCAUGGGAUCCAUCGUCCUUCAAUGGGUGAUGUGCUGUGGAAUCUUGAAUUCGCUCUCCAAUUGCAAGAUAACCCUAAUGGGGGUAAACUGGUUUCAGAGAGCAAGGGAAAUGACACUUAUGGAAUCAACAGACAGAUGCUUAGCAUUGAGGAGGAGGGUUCGUUAAGUGAGGAUACCGAUGAUACGAGCAAGAACGAAAUUUUUUCACAGAUAGUACAUCCCAGUGGAAGAUAAAGAAAAUUGUUCUACUUCUGUUGCCUUAUCACUAUAUCAGUUUCUUGCUUUGGAGCUAUACAAAUAGUUAGGCUCUUGAACUUGCAAAUUUCAUAGAAUUUGUGCGUUUCUAUAUUCUAUCGUCUGGUAUUUUAGGCCCUCCAAGUUUCUGCUUCAAUUCUAUAGAUUGUAUUGUUGUUGAUUUGCGUCAUUUUAUUUUCCA